Paramecium sonneborni is the source of this 1464-nucleotide messenger RNA. Lineage: Eukaryota; Ciliophora; Oligohymenophorea; Peniculida; Parameciidae. The record is from the annotation of a GenBank genome assembly.
CCAUAAUUAUACAAAGUGUAAUUAAUGAACUUAUCUUCAGAUAUCGAUAUAGAAUUAAAAAAAAGUGCAAAUUAUCUAAUUUCUAGUUUCUUGUUUAGUUUAGUCUGGUAGAUUAACCGAAGCCUUAAAAGAGGUAGAUAUUGCAAUAUUGAAAAAUAAAAAUGAAUUAGAACUUUAUAAAACUAAAAGUAUUUAUUAUAAUUAAAUCAAUCUUUAGCAAGAAUUUUAGAUUCUUUGGGCCAUUUUAAUGAAAUCAUAGAUACUUGGGAAGAAGGAAUAUAAAAUAAUAAAAAUGAAUUUCUCUUUUAUUAAGAGAAAGGUAAAUUAAUUAGAACAUAUUUAAUUAGUUUAUGCAUUAAAGAGUUAAAAUAAGCUAGAAGAAAUAAUUUAAUGUUAUGAUUAUGGAAUAAUGAACAAUAAGAAUGACCCUUUAUUUUAUACUUAUAAAAGUAAAUAUUCUAAUUAUAAUAUUUUAGAUAGUGAGCUAGAACGAUAAAAUAAAAAAGAAGAAGUAAUAAAAGUAUGGGAGUUAGGAAUUGAUAAUAAUAAAACAGACCCUUAUUAUUAUAAAAGAAAAGGUAAUUAAAGUUUUGUUAUUUAAUAGUAUAGGCAUUAAUUGAUUUGUUUGGAGCAGAAAAUAGUUGGGAAAAGAUUGUUUAAUGUUGGGAUCAAGCAAUUUAAAAUGGAAAUGAUGCUGUGUUUUAUUUUAAAUCUAAAGGUAAUUUUGUAAUCAAAUUUAUAGCUAGUGCUUUAGAAUAAUUAGAAAGAUGGGAUGAAGUUAUUUAAUGUUUAAAUUAAGGUAUAAAUUAACAUAAACAUGUUUAAUUUUUGUAUGAUGAUAAAGGUAUUCAAAAUUUUAUUAUUUUAGCAAACUAUUUAAAAAAAUUGAAUAGAUUAGAAGCAAUUAUUGAGUGUUGGGAUGAUGGAAUUAAAAAUAAUCCACAUAAUAGAUAUUUUUAUGGAAAAAAAAGUAUAUUUUAUUAUAAAAGUUUUAGUUAAAGCAUUAGAAGAUUAAGAAAAAAUUGAAUAAAUUAUUAAAGAAUCCAGUAUUUAUAUCAAAUAAUUUAAUGAUAUAAUAUUUUAUGAAGCUAAAGGUAAUCAUUUAAAUAAUACUAAAAGCUAAAUGUUUGUAAAUUUAAGGAAUGAAAGAAGAAGUAAUCUAAUGUUGGGAUGAAGGAAUUGAAUAGAAUUAAUAUUAAAUAUCAUUUUACCUAAAAAAAAGUAUUUUAUUCAAAUAAAUUUAGUUGAAGCACUAAAGAAUUAGUAAAGAUGGAUAGAUUCAAUUUAAUGUUGUGAUUAAGUUCUUUCGAAAAAAAUUUUGGAAAGUCAAGAAAUAUAUUCAAAUAAAGGUUUUCUAAAAUAUAAUUUGUAGAGCAUUCAUUAGAAUAAUUAAAGUAGUUUAGGUAAGCUAUCUAGUAUUCAAGAUUGAUUCAAUCAGAUUAGAAUCUAAAAUUCUGGUUUUGA